Messenger RNA from Temnothorax curvispinosus, 2961 nucleotides. Its product is annotated as spermine oxidase. NCBI's taxonomy places the organism in Eukaryota, Metazoa, Arthropoda, Insecta, Hymenoptera, Formicidae. The transcript is spliced from 4 exons. The record is from RefSeq and is a predicted model, not a curated record. Bases 66 to 1703 code for a protein of 545 amino acids. Gene Ontology annotation, molecular function: polyamine oxidase activity.
CGAGCCUGAACCGCUUGACAGCCGAAUGCCGUGAUAGCCGAUUGCUGAUAUCAUAUGUAACGAACAUGGCGGAAUCUACGAAUAAUUCGGAGGAUGACCGACUGUCAUGUAAGAUCUUGAUUAUUGGUGCCGGUAUGGCUGGAUUGUCGGCGGCGACUCAUUUAUUGAAGAACAACGAGACGGAUUUUCUCAUGGUCGAAGCGCGCGGACGCAUAGGUGGACGAAUCAUCGCGGUGCAACUCGGCAAUGAAAAAGUUGAGUUAGGAGCAAACUGGAUUCAUGGAGUAUUAGGUAAUCCCAUGUUUGAGUUGGCGAUGGCGAAUGGUUUAAUAGACAUUGUACACGUGCCGAAACCUCACAAAGUAGUGGCAGCAUUGGAAGAUGGGAAACAGUUGCCAUUUCCCGUGUUGCGAGAGAUUUAUGAGGCUUACGUAUGCUUUUUGCGACGAUGCGAAGAAUACUUCUUAAGCACGUAUAGUCCACCGGAUGGUAUAACCAGCGUAGGGGCGCACAUCGCCCUGGAAGCAGAGAUUUAUCUGUCGUCUUUGCCACCUGAGCAACGAAGAGUAAGACAACUGAUCUUUGACUGUUUACUCAAGAGAGAAACCUGCGUCACAGGCUGCGACAGUAUGGACGACGUGGAUCUCCUGGAGAUGGGCUCCUACGACGAGCUUCAAGGUGGUAAUAUCAGUCUUCCGAACGGGUAUAGCGUUAUAUUGGAGCCAGUUUCGAAACAUAUACCAAAGGACCGUAUUCUUACCAAGCAUGCCGUAACAAAGAUUAGAUGGCAAAAACAAAAGUGUCGCCAAGACGAUGUCGGUCUUACGGAAAAAUCUGUUUCUAAAUCGAAUAAUAGCCUUAUAGAAGUACAAUGUGAAAAUGGAAAGACGAUCACCGCGGAGCAUGUAAUAUGUACGUUACCGUUGGGCGUUUUAAAACGGACAGCUCAGGAUAUGUUCGAACCGUCGUUGCCCGCAUAUAAACUCGAAGCGAUAAACAGACUGAUGUUCGGUACAGUGAAUAAAAUAUUUCUCGAGUACGAACGACCUUUCCUAAAUCCCGGUGUAUCGGAAGUGAUGCUCCUCUGGGAUGACGAGCGAUUAUCCGAGACGGAGAAGCGGGAUAUCGGCAAGACCUGGUUCAGGAAGAUAUAUUCGUUCAUCAAGAUCUCGGACACGUUGCUGCUCGGUUGGAUAUCCGGUCGCGCGGCGGAGUACAUGGAAAAACUGAGUACCACUCAGGUGGCAGAAGUGUGCACAACGAUCCUACGGCGAUUCCUCAAUGAUCCCUUUGUACCGACUCCGAAGAACUGUUUGCGCACCACGUGGCAUUCUCAACCUUAUACGCGAGGUUCUUACACCGCGAUGGCUGUCGGAGCGAGUCAACUGGAUAUCAGGAGUUUGGCCGAGCCGUUGGUUCAGGAGAAAACGGAAAACGAGACUGACGAAACGGUGAAAAUUUUGGUGGCAUUUGCGGGCGAACAUACCCAUUCCUCGUUCUAUAGUACGGUACACGGGGCGUACUUGACUGGUCGAACAGCGGCUGACGUACUAUUGGGCACCAAACAAAGUGAGAAGCACGCGUUGAAUCUUAGUUGCGAAGAUACUAGCGAUCUCAGCUCGUGGAUACAAGGUAUCGCGUCGGCACCGGCGAUGAUUACGAGAUAUUCCCUCGUAGUUACCGAGGUAUGCGUACGAUGCUAACGGUACACGGUCCACGCUUCUCGCUGCGGGCUGUUCAGCCUAUUUUAUAACGUGCGUGUUACUCGAGCGUGUUGUCCUACUAACCGAGGCAUUAUACCGUUCUACUGACGAAUCUUCUUUUACACAUUCAGGGGCCACGAACUCGGAGGAAAAAUACCAAGGUAUACACAUGCUCGCAUAUGUUUUUCUUCUUCUCAUCUUCUCAACUUUCCGAGACAUCCCUAAAGUAUGUAGUUUAUCACACACCCUGUUGUACGUUGCGAGUUUAUCUAUUAAUUUUGUUAAGGCUGAGAAAGACGUUCGCAUAGCAAAUGGUAAUCUACUGAUUUUUCCUUCUCACUCUUUUACGCUAAGAAGCAGGAACCAUUGGUUCAAGUAUCGUAGAUAUGUAUAAUAUGAUAAAACGAUAAACUAAUCGAGACCAAUCUUGCGCAACAGCAAUGCACUGCGCUCAAUAAAAUAAAUCUACCGUCUCACUUAUAGGAAGAUAGGAAAGAGCUUCUGUCGAUUUCUCGUCGAUUGGCGAAAUAAUAUUAUCGGCAACAUCUAUCCAUAUAAAAUCAUUCAUAUUUUGUCUGUGAUUAACUUUAUUGUCUGCGUGAAUCGUAACGUGCGCGCGCGAUAGCCCGGUUUACUUCCAGCAUACUCGAUGCGUAUAGGAAGAUGUAAUUAUUAACUAGUGAGUCUCUGAUUAAACUACCGUGUAAAUUUAUCGAUGGAAUUUGACGAUUUUUUAACGUAAGAAUUCUUCCCGUUGCAAAAGGUGGAUGUCCGUUCUACUUUCUUGCAGUAGAUCCGAGCGUUAGGAAGUGCCGAUACAGUUACUAGGACAAUGACGUCUCCGAACCGGUAUCGACAGAAACGGUAGACUCGAUUUAUUUAGCGGGACAUGGCCGUAGAUUGCUGACGUUCGCGCGAAUAUAUCCGUCGCGAGUUUGCUUCAAGAAUAACGCGACUCAAAAAAUUGUCAUUUUGGUUUAUUUCUGACGCUGUGAUUUAUUUGCAUUAAAUGGCCUCUGGUACGUUUGUACCUGUUUUCAAAAAAACUCCCUCGAAUAUUGCGUCACUUUUACAAAAAAGAUAUAAUAGCACACGGACGAUCAUAUGAGACGCGUUGAUAAUUAAUUGUUCCUUUCAUUAAAUUUACGUGCAUUAAAUUUUUUAUACGUCGUUCUCAUAUAUACAACUGACUUUUUUAUAUUUUUCUUGCUUUCACCCGCAGAUUCUUAGAGUUUAAAUAACAGAAGUGUUUGAGAAU